AUGAGUGGAUUUCGGCACGCCUUUUCUAUGACCCGGAAGGAGGUACAGGAUGCGGUACCUCCUGGGACUAUCUCUCUAUCAAUUUAUGCUCAAGAGUCUGCGGGUAGAACACAUCUCAAAAAUAAUGGCGAACUGGUUCUGUCUCCUCAACCGUCGGAAGACCCGCUCGAUCCGUUGAAUUGGCCUACAUGGCGCAAGUUUGCCGUCCUUCUUGUCAUGUCACUGUAUGCCGCCAUUGGAAACUUUACUUCUGGUUCAAUUGCCAGCGCGUUUCCCUUGUACGCCACUCCGAUGGCGUUCAAUCCGCCGGUGUCAAUUGGGAAGCUGGGCCAUCUCGUCGCGCUUUGCCCUUUCGAUACGUGCUUGGAUGCGAUGGCUAAGCUGUAUCAGGUUAAUGUUCUUAUGAUGGGUGCUGCGAAUAUCCUGUGGGUGCCGUUAGCCAAUACGUUUGGCCGACGACCCGUCAAUCUAUUCAAUAUUCUCCUUCUCAUGCUAUGCUCUGUAUGGGCCGCACGGGCUACAUCAUUUGGAAGUCUUCUUGCUGCUCGCUUUUUCAUGGGAGUUGGCGUCGCUCCAGCUGACACAAUUGCACCGAAUGUCGUAGGUGAAAUCUAUUUUGCACAUCAGAGAGGAAAGGCAAUGGGGUUUUAUACGGUCUUCAUCUGCAUAGGCCCCGUCUUGGGCGGCAUUGCCGGGGGUUACAUAGGCGGGAAUCUCGGUCUGGCAUGGAUCCAUUGGGUUAAUGUGAUUCUGUGCGGUAUUCUGUUCGUCGCCUGUUUCUUCCUUGUACCGGAGACGCUCUAUGCCCGUGAGACCGUAUCUCGACCCAUGGACCCCGGGUUCGACGAAGAUGGCAAAGGUGAGGACGGGACAAGUUCCGUCAAAAUUGAGGAUAUUACCCAGAAUCGCCGUGCGAGUGGUGUCUAUUCGGAGCUUACAUUCACCCGCUCGCUCAAGCUGUACACCUACCAUGGAAACCUACUUCAAAACUUCGUCGCACCCUGGUUGACACUGCGUCUUCCCGGGGUCUGGCUGGUGAUGUUCUGGUAUGCAGGACUCGUCGGUGGGAUUGUGACAAUCUCGACAGUGGGCCCAACGCUCGCUGCCAAGCCGCCAUAUCUAUGGGGCAACAAUGCUGGUCUCAUCCUGGUCGGCGGUAUUGUGGGAGCAUUACUCGGGGCAGUGGUCACCGCGCUCUCCGCAGAUCGCAUUGUUACUACGAAAAAGACAUUACGGGGGGAAGAAAACAUGGAGCCUGAAGCCCGUUUGCCCGUUGCGCUUCCGGGUCUAAUUCUAGCAACAACGGGCCUGUGGACCUUCGGAUUCUGUGCCCAGAGUCCAAAUUCACAUAUGUGGAUCGGGAUGCAGUUUGGUCUAGGAAUGUUGUCUUUUGGGCUCAUGCAGGCACCAUCAAUUGGUUUCAAUUAUCUUAUCGAUUCCUAUGGCAGCCUUUCAGCGGAUUGUUUUGUUGUCGUGACGUGCAUGCGAGCGAUCAUCAGCUUCUGCUGGACAUUCUUCGCGAGUCAGUGGGUAGACAGUGCUGGUCCCGCCAUUCCCUUUGGUGUCUUUGGAGGUUUGAUGGGGCUCUUCACCUUGUUCACGAUCCCACAGUGGCUGUGGGGGAAGAGGACGCGAAUUGCUACAGCGAGUUUGAUACCAAAGUGA
Aspergillus bombycis is the source of this 1665-nucleotide messenger RNA. RefSeq lists its product as uncharacterized. Gene Ontology annotation, biological process: transmembrane transport. The transcript has 6 exons. The record is from RefSeq and is a predicted model, not a curated record. Lineage: Eukaryota; Fungi; Ascomycota; Eurotiomycetes; Eurotiales; Aspergillaceae. Gene Ontology annotation, molecular function: transmembrane transporter activity. Bases 1 to 1665 code for a protein of 554 amino acids.